GAGCUAAAAGCCAUCUGCUGAGCGUAAAUUUGAUAUGUUGCGCACUUGUAAAACUGUGUUAACUUGUUAAUAAUAAUUUUUUAAAUAAUAAUUUGAGUAUGGCAUUACAGUUUAGAAUAAUAUAUUUCUUCACCACGAGAAAAGGAAAAUAUAAUCAUAAUUCAUAAGUAUAACAGGAUGAUUAGUGAUUACAUUAAAAUAAUUAAUUUGGUCACCAAGAGGCACGAAGUACAAUAAUAACAUGCUGAUUUAAGAAAAUAUAAAAUACAAAUAAAUUAAUAGGUACACUAACCGGUCACAAGUUUGAUCGUCAAUUAUUCAAAAUUAAAUCAUAAUUAUAAAUAUAAUAAAAAAAAAUAUAAACACAUAAAUAAUUUUUGGGAGUAUUAAUAUAGAUACAUAAUAAUAUUAUAAUUCACAUAAUAUAAAAUUAUAAAAUAGGUAUAUUAAAACCUGUCACUUUAGCCUGUAAUCAGUUGAUCAAUAAAUAUCAGGCAAAUUUGAAUACAAGCGCAAUUGGUAUAUUGACCGUAAAAUAUAAAUAGCGCAAUUGGUACACUGAUCCUAAAAUAAAAAUUUAGUUUUAGAAGCAAUUGGUCCAUGCCCACGGAGACAACAUAAUAUGCGGGUAAUGCGUCCUCUUAAUAACCUCUUAAUAAAAUUAGCAGAGUGACAUAAUAUUAACGUCCUUACCUCGAACACUUCAGGUAAUCGUUGCGUAAAAAGUAAUUUCGUACAGUUUAUUUUGUUUCGGGAUACGUUUUUUUUAUAACUAUUGGUUGUGUACGGUGUAUGUUUAGUGGUUACUGAGUUAUAGCGAGGAGCUCCGAUUGGGCAACAGCAGCUGUUGAUAAAAAAAUUUGAUAACUGCUAUUACUCAGUGUUUUUAUGAACAAUUGAUCAACAAUUCCUCUAAUAAUGUUCGACAUUAUUUACCGCAGACAAACUACGUUUUGUUAUCUAUCACAGUACUAUAAUAAAUGAUAAAUUUAUAAAUUAUACACUUGAAUUAAUUUAUUAAUUAAAUCACUUAGUUAAGAUCUUUUAAAAUGGAAAACGAAAAUAUCGGCCAACAUUCAUCUUCCUGCAGUCAAGAAUCAUCUGAACAAAAACACUGUUGGGUUUGUUUUGGUACCGAUGAAGAUGAAUAUGAAACUAACAGAGAUUGGGUGUCACCGUGUAAAUGUCGCGGUUCUACACGAUGGGUUCAUCAGAGUUGUGUUCAACGUUGGGUUGAUGAAAAACUGAAAGAAAAUCUUAGUAUUAAAGCACAUUGUCCUCAGUGCCAUACACAAUAUAUUAUUGUGUAUGAUGAAGUCAAUUGCUUAGUUCGCAUAUUAAACAAACUUGAUAAAACAGCUAAUCAGUUAUGUCCUUUUUUGGCUGCUGGUGUUGUGGUCAGCACUCUUUAUUGGUCUGCAGCUUCUUAUGGAGCAAUAACCAUGAUGCAGGUAAUGGGUGAAAGAGAAGCUAUAACAAUGAUGGAGAAUACAGAUUCAUAUAUGUUGCUCUUGGUGUUGCCAUCAAUACCUCUCAGUCUAAUUUUAUGCAAAACUAUCAAUUGGGAAGAAACUUUACUAUUAUUUGUGCAACGAUAUACUUCACACAUACCCUUGUUAAGAACCAUCAUGCCUUCAUUUUUGUGUGAACCUAUCAAUAGUUCAGCUAAUACAGUCCAAUUCAAUUCAGUCGUUAAUCCAACAACUACUCUUUGUGCUGCACUUCUAUUGCCAACUACUGCCACUGUAGUUGGAAAUUUAUUAUUUAACAAUAGUUCAUAUUCAUACUUACAAAAAACAAUAUUGGGAGGACUAGUAUACAUUACAGUAAAAGGUGUAUUCAGAAUAUAUCAAAGGCAACACAAUGUUAUUAAAGAAAAAACACGUAAAGUCAUUGACUAUCCUGAAACUGAUUCUGAAGAAAGUAAUUAAAAUCUGUAUCAUAAUUCAAUACUUGUAAACAUCACCUGAAAAAUUAUAUCUUAAUAAAAUUAUAAUAUUAAUAUCUUAA
Molecule: messenger RNA, 2010 nt
Organism: Aphis gossypii (cotton aphid)
Lineage: Eukaryota; Metazoa; Arthropoda; Insecta; Hemiptera; Aphididae
Product: E3 ubiquitin-protein ligase MARCHF5-like
Exons: 8
Coding region: 1050-1931 (293 amino acids)
Molecular function (GO): zinc ion binding
Source: RefSeq, a predicted model, not a curated record